CACUCAUCAUUAAUCCUUGGAUAGGACUAUUCUUUCUACCAUUUCAUUCGUGACGUUUGUCACUGUUUGGUGCCGGUUCCGUAGCUUCUUCUUACAGUCUACGUUUAACUUUCGAAGGGGAUUAACCGACAGAAAGAAGGAUACGACAUGCAUUUACCUAAAGGGAACCUGCUGGUAGCGUGCCUUAUUUCGAUAGCAAUGGCAGCAAAUGCAGAUACCGAUCAAGCACUCUAUGCCGUUUCACAAGGGACAAGUCAAUUUUCAUCGUCGCUAUUUCAGGCUGCUGUAAAAGAGAAUUCAGACAAUCUUGUAGUGUCUCCUGUUAGUAUAGGCAUAGUUCUUGCUAUGGCUACAUAUGGUGCUCGCGGAGAAACAGAAAGGCAACUAAAAGAAGCCCUUCAUAUACCAACUGAUAGUGUUGGUCUAUCUGGUUACCAAGCACUUAUUGAUACUCUCAAUGGUACUAUGGAAAAUGAACUUGAUUUUCCAAAUAAAGUCUUCAUAAAUGAAAAGUUUUCUAUAAAACCAAGUUAUCAAGAAUUGAUGACAAACUACUUCCGUUCUACCGCGCAAUCGGUAAACUUCAACGAUCCUAACGAGGCUGCAAACGCCAUUAACACGUGGAUUCAGGAAAACACAAAGGAUCGCAUUAAGAACGUUGUUGGCCCUAGUGAUUUUGAUGGCGAAACGCCAUUAGUACUUGUUAACGCAGCAUACUUUAAAGGUCAGUGGAAACAGAAAUUCAAUCCUUGGAUGACCGAGAGAUUAACAUUCCACGUUAACGAGACUGCAGAAAAAGAUGUUCCUACCAUGCAUAUGAAGGGCACUUUCAAUUAUGGCAGUAUUCCGCAUUUGAACGCAAAAUUUAUCGAAUUACCAUACAAGGGAGAUAACUUUAGCAUGGUCAUCAUUCUUCCGAAUGAAAUCAGUGGUCUAGCCGAGGUUGAGAAGGAAUUGCAAAAUACAAGUGUUAUCAGUAUCCUGAAUCAGGGAUCAAAACAGAAAGUGCAACUUUAUUUGCCAAAAUUCAAGAUCGAGAGCAGCAUAAAGCUCAACAAUGUGCUAAAAAACAUGGGUUUGACUGACAUGUUCGCCAAACACGCUAACUUUUCUGGCAUUUCUGACGAGAAGCUGUAUGUUGACAAAGUUUUACACAAAGCAUCUAUGGAAGUGAACGAAGAAGGUAGCGAAGCUGCUGCUGCCACUGUUGUAGAAUUUGCAGCGGGAAGUGCUCUUGUUUUUAAUGAAGAACCAGUUCCGUAUAUGAGGAUCGAUCACCCAUUUAUCUAUAGCUGUAUCUACAAAACGGAAAAUAAGGAAGCGGACGUUAUACAGUUGUUUACCGGACACGUUAUCGAUCCUGAAAGUUAAUUCAUUCUUAUAUGUAUCUAUACGUGUGGCUUUGAUGGAUCAAUAUUAAAUAUGUAACUUAGCAAAUAUAUAUCGUACAUGUAUAACAUA
This is a messenger RNA of Hylaeus volcanicus, 1461 nucleotides long. Its product is annotated as ovalbumin-related protein X. Gene Ontology annotation, molecular function: serine-type endopeptidase inhibitor activity. Lineage: Eukaryota; Metazoa; Arthropoda; Insecta; Hymenoptera; Colletidae. The record is from RefSeq and is a predicted model, not a curated record. Bases 148 to 1371 code for a protein of 407 amino acids. The transcript is spliced from 8 exons.